Cokeromyces recurvatus is the source of this 2136-nucleotide messenger RNA. RefSeq lists its product as uncharacterized. Gene Ontology annotation, biological process: peptide metabolic process; proteolysis. The coding region runs from base 1 to 2136 and encodes 711 amino acids. Gene Ontology annotation, molecular function: metalloendopeptidase activity. The transcript is spliced from 4 exons. Lineage: Eukaryota; Fungi; Mucoromycota; Mucoromycetes; Mucorales; Mucoraceae. The record is from RefSeq and is a predicted model, not a curated record.
AUGGCCACUACUACUGUUGAUAACUCUUAUAAACAAACUCCUUUCUUAAAAUGGAAACUAUUUCCCGACUUUGAAUAUUUAAUUACCCAAACAUCACCUGCCAUUGCCGUUCCUGCAUUUGAAAAGUUGAUUGCAGCUGCAAGAGAGCAAUUCCUAGAGAUUGAAAAAGGGUUUGAACCUACCUGGGAAGGCACGAUUGGACGUUUGACCGAGCUUGAAGAUGAGAUUUCGAGAGCAUAUGGUAUUUUGUCUCACCUCAAUGGUGUUAAAAAUUCACCAGAGGUUCGCUCAACACUUGAGAAAAUUCAACCAGAGUUUAUUAAACUUUCUUUAAUGAUGAAUCAAUCGAUACCCAAGUACAAAGCACUUGAAGCACUUCGUCAUACAUCAGGGGAAUGGCAAAAGUUAGAUAAGGUGCAACAACGCAUUGUGGAUCAUGCUCUUCGAGAUAUGAAACAUGCUGGUGUUGGAUUUGCGGAGGGAUCAGUAGAGAAGAAGCGUUUUAAUGAAAUCUCAGAACGAUUGUCACAAUUAUCAUUAGCCUUUGGUAAUAAUGUAUUAGAUGCAACCAAAGAGUUUAAACACGUUGUGAUGGAGGCUGAGCAACUGAAUGGGUGCUCACCCAUGUUUUUGGAGAUCUUGAAACGAAAUGCAGAGCGUCAUGGUGUAAAAGAUGGAUACUGCAUUACACUUGAUUUUCCUAUUUAUGGUCCUUUCAUGAUGAACUGUAAUAAUAGAGAAUUACGUGAAAAGAUUUAUAAAGCGAAUAUCACUAAAGCAUCAAAGGGAACUCUUAAUAACGAACCCAUCAUCAAUGAAAUUUUGACAUUGAAAAGAGAAAAAGCCAGAUUGCUUGGUUAUGAGACACCUGCUGACUUAUCUCUUUCAGUCAAGAUGGCACAAACACUUUCUGCUGCAGAAUCAUUAUUAGACAGUCUGUUUGAGGCAUCUGUGAAUCAUGCUAAAACUGAGUUUGAUGAGUUGACGCAAUUUGCCAAAGAUAAACUUCAUCAUCCUAUACCUUUGCAGCCCUGGGAUGUAAGCUAUGUAACAGAGCAAUAUCGAAAGAACUUAUUCAAGUACGAUGAAGAAACCAUAUCGGAAUAUUUUGCUUUCCCAAAGGUUCUUGAUGGAUUAUUCGCUGUUGCUAAUGAAGUACUUGGUAUUCAGGUACGUGAAUUAGAUGACUCCGACAUGAAACAAAAGGGAAUCACACGUUGGCAUGAGGAUGUGAAGGUGUUUGAAGUAAUAGAGCAAGGAGAAGUGAAGGCCUACUUUUAUGGUGACUUUUAUUCAAGACCCUCUGAAAAGCGUAGUGGAGCUUGGAUGGAUGUCGUGACUACUCGAUUUAAGCAUGCAGUAGAUGGUCAAGUUACUUUACCUGUCGCUUACCUUAUCUGUAAUCAACCACCACCUCAGUCAGCAGAUCAACCUUCUCUUAUGAAGUUUCGAGAUGUGGAAACUCUUUUCCAUGAGUUUGGCCAUUGCCUUCAACAUAUGCUGACACGUGUUGAUUAUGCACCCGCAUCAGGUAUCAAUGGUAUUGAAUGGGAUUUUGUUGAAGUUGCGUCUCAAUUUAUGGAAAACUUUUGUAAUGAACCUGACUGGAUUCAUCGUCUUUCAGGGCAUUACAAGACAGGAGCAUCCAUGCCUAAGGAUAUGAUUAAUGCUCUAGUAAAAAAUCGUAAAUUCAUGAGCGGAUUAGCCACCUUGAGACAAUUACAUUUUGCUAAAAUAGAUUUAGCAUUACAUUCUCGCUUUAAGCCACCUACAUCACCCAAUGAUCCAACAGUAUUUGAUCAAGAUGCUGAAAUCGCUAAACAGACUGUCCUUACACCACGUUUGCCUGAAGAUAAAUUUCUUUGUAGUUUUAGUCAUAUCUUUGGAGGUGGAUAUAGCGCAGGCUAUUAUAGUUAUAAAUGGUCAGAGACAUAUUCUGCAGAUGCUUAUGCAGCAUUUGAAGAAGCAAAAAUGAAGGAUGGACAAGAAGGUAUUAAAUCCAUAGGUAAACAUUACCGAGAUACCAUUUUGGCUUUAGGAGGUGGUACUGCACCUAAUGAAGUAUGGGAGAAGUUCAGAGGUCGACCUAAUGUAGAUAUAACCCCUUUACUUCGUCAUUCAGGCUUAACAAAUUAG